GUACCGCCAAUAGAGGCAGGGUAUGCGGCUGCUAUGGGGCCCAUGGGAGGGGGGGGCCCGGAGUGGAUGUAAGGCACCGCCCCCUAAUUACACUAUUACAACAAUGGCUGCUGUGGUGCAGCCAGCGCUACUGUCUUGAGUCCCUGUCUGGGGCUCCGACGGGCAAUGCUUUCCUUGUGCUCAGGGCUCCCUCCACCUUACAUGCUUUGAGCACGUCCCUGCGCCAGCUCCAGCACUCCGGCAGUAACCUCCUGACACAGAACUAAGUGGGCGGGGUUUGGGAGUCAGGACCUGCUGCGCAGCCACAAACAGAUAAUAGAUGAGGCAUGGCGGAAAUAAUUUGUCAUGGCGGUCUGGUCCGAAGGGAGAAGAUGACAAAAGAGAACGUCUACAUCGAUGAGACAUCAUCAGAUGUCAGAAAUCGCCUUGGCACAAUGAUAGUUACUCCAGUAUACGAUGACUCUGAAGCCGUGGAGCUAAGUGCCCUUUACCAUCUGUAUCUUAAACCCAAAGCAAAAUUAAUCCUCUCGAUUAUACUUCCAGAUGAAACCGAACAAUGCAGACCAAUAUCAAACUGGGACAUUUUGGAAGAGCUGAAAAAUGUGGUUGCUCCAGACAAAUUUAGUUCUCUUAGGGUUUCAAGAACAACAAAAGAAUUUAUUCGAAUUGAAGGAGAAACGGACACUAAACUUCUGGCUAACAAAUUUUUUGAAAAGCUUAACGGGCAAAGCUUGCCAAUCAGUUGCCUGCCUAUACCAUUAAACAUGGUAGUAAUUCAGGCGCCUGCUGACCUUCCAGCCAAUGACACCACUAAGAAAUUACUUACAGAAAAUGAAGAUUCGGAGGACAAUGCAGAGAAUUUUACAUCGCCAUCUUGCAUUCAUUUAGAGGGCUUGCCAAGUAAAUGGUUCUUGGCAAUGGAUUCAAACUCCGAAAAGCCAAGUGAAGAGGUUUUGAGAAGCACUUUUGAAAAAUUUGGAAGCAUUGUGAAUAUUGACAUACCUAUGCUGGAUCCAUAUAGAGAAGACGGGAGUGGAAACCAGCAGGGAACUGGUGGUCUUCAUCCUUUUGAUGCUUUCCUCCAGUUUCAAAAUAUGUCAAGUGCUAUAGAUGCAGUGCGGUCACUACAAGGGAUGAUGCUCAUGUUUAACACUGAGGAUGGAAAAUAUCUGGCAUGUGAUGUUAAGAUAUCUUUUGAUGAAACCAACCACUUUAGUGAGGAGGCCAUAAACAAGAGGAACGCUGAACAUCUCAAAUUACAAGAGCUGGAGCAGCAGCGGAAACAGGAGAAGGAAGAGGAGGAGGCUGAGAGAAAAAGAAAACUUGCAGAGAGAAAGGCAAGAGCAAGGAAAAGAAGGGCCAGGCUGAAAAGGAAACUGCUAAAACAGAAGCAGAAUGAGCAAAAGGCACUGCAGCAACAACAACAGCAGCAACAGCAACAACAACAGCAGCAGCAGCAGCAAGAGAACUGUCCUGAGGAAGAAGAAGAGGACACAGAAGAAUGGCAGGAGAGGAAAAUGCUCCUUGCUCAGAGGCGACUUGAGUCAAUAAAGCUACUUACUGCUGUCUUGGAUAAAGUUAAUGAUUUGGUUCAAGUCAAUAAACUUGAAGAAGAGCAAAUGAACUGUGAAUUUGCUGGAUUCAGUGACUGUUCUGUGUCCACAUACUCAGAGAACAGUAAGGUUAUGUCCUUGCCUUUUUCGGAUGAGGAGAAAAGCAAUCGCCAUGAAACGGAUAUUUGCUUUGAAGAUGAAGCGGAAAUUAUAGUAUCCAAGGAAGAUACUCAGUUGCACGAGUGUGGAGAAAGAAAGGACACAAUGACUGAAAACAAUGACCAGAAAUUAGCUGAUGAAGAGCCUUACUUUGAAGAUGAAACAUGUAAAGAGCAAGACACAAAAAUUACUUAUCAUAGUCGACGAAUUUUUAAACUAUCACAAGAUGAUCCCAUAAACAAAUCUUCUAAAAAGAAGAAAAUUUAUGAAACUGAUGAAUUUAUUAACUACUUGUUAAAUUAUUACCAUUAUCCAGAGUAUGCCAGAUUAUUUUUGGAAACCAAAGAAAGUCAGAACAACCCAUGGUGUCGGAGAGUAGUGCGUUGGAAAGGAAACAGCUUCCAGAUAAAGCUUCAGAACCUUAAUGGGCAUUUUGCAGAGAUGAACUUUAUGCCUGAGUUGGAGGAGGAAUCAGAAGAAGAUAGUGGCAAAUGGGAAGACCCUCUUGAACAGUCAGAAGUGAAACCACAAGUUCCUCUAGAGCAAAGAAAAGAUGCUACUGAAUCUAACAAGCUUCUUGUGACUGAACAUGAGGUUCCAGUUACGAAAGCAGUGAAGCCUCGUUUGAUAAAGACUCGUGAAAGGUCAUAUAAAGAAACAUGGGAUGAUAAUGAUAAUGACAGCCUUAGCUCAGUGCCCAACAGUGAACUAAAAGAAGUGCUGGAAGAGAUAAGCAGCACAUCAGAAUACUUCAGUGAGGAUCUCAGUGGAAUUUCAGGUAAGCAAACUAAUAUCAGAAGAACUUCAAGAAAGCAAAGGAGAAUUAAACAACUGAAAAAAUUAAAACACUACAAUGUUUCUGGCCAUCCUCAGUUCUGCCACCAUGAGGAUAUUUUGGAUAGCCUGUUGCAUUCAUAUUACCACCAAUUAAAAAAACAUUCAAGACUUAAAGUGGCUCAUGCCCACAGGAAGAAAGCAGCUUUACAAUAUGACUCUGAAACAACAGACUCUGAUUCUGACACGGAGGCUGAAUUUCGAGCAACAUGGAAAAGAAAAAAGGCAAAGUUAAAAAAUCGCAUCUGCCUUUUGGAAGAGAAAAAAGUCAAUAAAGAAAUGUACUCGAGCUCAGAAAGUGAUAGCAGCUCAAGUGAUGAUGAUCAGCACAAAGGAGACAUCUGGCGACGCCGCCAUAAUGGCAAGCCAAGACGAAAGGUACACAAGAAAGGGGGUUCAGGUUCUGAGGAAAAAACCUUGAGACAUUCAGAUUACUGCUUUGCAGAAGAUGUUUCAGUUGAUGAGUCAGUUGAACAUGAAGACUCCCCAUGGGAUGCAGAUGAAACUCAAACUAGCUGUAGUCUAGGUUCAGGUCCUCUUAUGGCAGAAAAAAAGCAGCCUGGAGGUCGAGCAAAAAGUUCAUACUCUGAUUACAGGGAUUGGGAACAUCAUUUCUACAAGGGGGAAACAUGUAAAAAUUAGAUUUUCACAUAGUUGAUGUUGGGGUAUAACUAUUUCAUUUUUAAUGUGUAUGGACAGUGAUUGUGUUUUUGUAGCACACUUAAUUAGAAAAAUAGGUUUAUUUUUAGAAAUAUGUUGAUUUAUUUUAUGAAAACUGUAUGCAAAUUCUCAACUAAGAAACUCUCUAACUGAGGAUUGAUAAAUAAAAUCCAUCUUCAGCAUCUACUGGACUCUGAAGACACUAGAUAACUAUGUGAUGCAGAGGCAGGCUUCUUAGCCUGCCUCUUGUCUCCCUGCCACAGCCUCUGCCUCCCUAUACAUAUGUUACUAAAAAUGAUUUGAUAUGCUUCCCUUCAGACAGUUUAUCUCCUGCCAGCGAUCAGCACUGGCAGCAGAGCCCCUACUAUUUUUCCAGGACGGGAGAGGAGUAGGGCUGCCGCAAACGGUAUAUGUACAGAAACAUAGUAUACUUGCAUAUAAGGAGGCAGAGGCUGGGGUUGUGAGACCAGUGGCAGGCUGAGAAACCUCCCUCUGUAUCUUACAAUUAUUCACUGUCUAGUGUUCAGUUGAGGGAUAUACUUAGAGGGCUGCUAAUGGGAGACUUUACAUAUGGUUUUCUAAUAAAAUUAACACAUUUCCCUUAUGAAGUAAAUUGCAAAAAUAUUUACACACACUGUCUCUACAUAUUAAAAAAAAAAUUGAAGUGACAACUGCACUUUAAGAACUAUUCUCUAGUGCAGGCAUCCUCAAACUGCGGCCCUCCAGCUGUUACAAAACUACAACUCCCAGCAUGCCCAAACAGCCUAUAGGUAUCAGCCUACAGCACAGCAUCGUGGGAGUUGUAGUUUUACAACAGCUGGAGGGCCGCAGUUUGAGGAUGCCUGCUCUAGUGCCUUAUUACAUAUUUAUUUUCAGGAAAUAGUAAUGCAUUGACUAAUGCUUUAUAGUUGCACAGUUUGUGGAAAAUUUAAGGGUGUGUAUACUUUUGCACUUCAUUUCUUUUAUUGCUCCAUUGUAUCUAAAAGAAGAAAGAUGCACUUCUGCAAAUAAUCUUGAUAUAAACUAUACAUCUAUGCAUACCAAUAUGAUUAGAGACUAUAAACAAUGGCAGAACUACAGGGGUUGCAGCAGUCAAAGUUGCAAUGGGGCCCUUAAGCCAGGAAGGCCCCAUCACCACACUACUUGUUUGAUCUCCUUUCUCAUUUCCUUUGAUAUUUGGCAUCCAAAGUAUGGUAAAUCUGAGACCCUGGAUUGGAGGAGACUGGGAAGAUUUAUGAUGUCAGAAAUAAGACCAUUAAAGGGGUUGUCCGAGUUAUGAAAAAAUAAAUAAAAUAAAAUAGCACUGAAAAUCUGAUGGGCAGCAAUAUAUAACUAAGCUAAGCAAGUUUUA
Bufo gargarizans (Asiatic toad) is the source of this 4557-nucleotide messenger RNA. Its product is annotated as A-kinase anchor protein 17B-like. The transcript is spliced from 6 exons. The record is from RefSeq and is a predicted model, not a curated record. Bases 327 to 3188 code for a protein of 953 amino acids. Lineage: Eukaryota; Metazoa; Chordata; Amphibia; Anura; Bufonidae. Gene Ontology annotation, molecular function: RNA binding.